AUGUCUCUGGAAGAUCAUUUAUACCUAGCAUUGGCACCAUUCUUCAUUUUAUUCUUGUCACCCAGCCAAUACCAUCAUGAAUUGAAGCCAUUAUUUAGGCAUGAGAAUUGGUUUGCAGCAAUGAUCUCUAUACAUGAUAUGGACGGCAUCAAAAAGUUUCUAUUGCCCCUGAAUAUUGUGAUUGACAUACUAGCCAUAAUCGACAACCUAUUGAUAAAACCAUCAACCGGGAGCAAGCAGAAAUUAAUUUUAAGAUACUAUCUCUUUCAAGUCGUGAACACAUUCACCAAGGCGUUGAGUGCAUUGUUUACCAAGCUACAACCCGUCCAAAAUAAAAAAUCUAAUUUUUUGGAUAUACUUUCUGCUUCGUGUACCAAAGAAUCUCGUGGUGCUAAAUGGGACACAAUCUGUGGUUUGGAGAAGACAAAUAUUGCUUCCUAUGGUCAAAAGCAUUAUCUUGUGCGUAAAGAUCUAUUAAGAAUUGCUGUGUUUUGCAAAAAUUCACUUGAUAAUAGCGACCUUUGUGCAUUUUGA
Molecule: messenger RNA, 534 nt
Organism: Phycomyces blakesleeanus NRRL 1555(-)
Lineage: Eukaryota; Fungi; Mucoromycota; Mucoromycetes; Mucorales; Phycomycetaceae
Exons: 2
Coding region: 1-534 (177 amino acids)
Source: RefSeq, a predicted model, not a curated record